Messenger RNA from Aphanomyces astaci, 527 nucleotides. RefSeq lists its product as hypothetical. Lineage: Eukaryota; Oomycota; Saprolegniomycetes; Saprolegniales; Verrucalvaceae. The record is from RefSeq and is a predicted model, not a curated record. The transcript has 4 exons. The coding region runs from base 177 to 527 and encodes 116 amino acids.
AUAUAUCCGGAUGAUCCGUAUAAUGAUCAAUCGCUUCACUGGAAAGGUCAUGUCAUGCAGAUCCCGAUCAAGGGAUCCUGAAGGCCAACCCGCUGCCGUCGAUUAUUCGAGCCGUGGUGCAGGAGUUCGAUACCAAAUCGUACUUCGACGGUGACUUUACGCUUCGUCAGAGCCAAAUGAGCACCCUGUACAACGUGUACGUUCUCGGAGACCAGGAGAUGGCAUUCGCCGUGCCCACUUCGCAGCGAGGGGGGUCAUCACCGCCAUGGCCGCUCUCGUCCUCGUCGUGCACUCCCACUCGAAACACACGAUCUGUACUUGAUGGGGUUGGUGCACCGGUCCGGCAAGUUCAAGUGGCCGCCGUCUCGACGGCACACCUGACGCUUCCGUUUCUCGGCCUUGGUUAUGUCACGUCGCACAAAGAAGAAGCACUGAGACGACACUUGUUCGUGCUCAUAUCGAUGCGAACCCUCGAGUUCCAGACUAGCUCCCGCGCUCGGUCGAGUGCAGCAAUGGAUGCGACGUAA